AUGGAGCAGAAGCUAAGACACUUUCUUGACAACUCGAACUUCAGGAAGGAUCGAAGAAAGAGGAAGAAUGCGCCAAAAGCAAGCAAGUGCAAGGAUGACCAGGGGCCUGAGGAGGUCUUGACGAUUAGAAAUGGAGAGAUAGUUGUGAACGAGGCAAGCAUGUACGUUAACACACACAGGAAUGCUGAUAUGGAGGUGAUGGAGGAUGACAGGAUAGUGACGUCUUCAACGUUUAGCAAGAGGAAAGGAGCGUUGAGAUGGAGCAAGAAGGAGAUAGAGCUGUUCUACAAGGCGUUGGAGAUAUGCGGGAUUGAGUUUUCGUUGAUAAGCUCGCUGUUUCCGAAUAAGGAUAGGAAGCAUGUGAAGGCCAAGUAUAUCAAGGAGGUGAAGGCGAAUCCAGAUAGGAUUAAUGAGGUGCUGAAUGAGUGCAAGACAUUUGACCAAGCAGCAUACAAUGAUCUUAGAAGCUAUCUUGAUGAAUAG
Ordospora pajunii is the source of this 483-nucleotide messenger RNA. RefSeq lists its product as uncharacterized. Bases 1 to 483 code for a protein of 160 amino acids. The transcript has a single exon. NCBI's taxonomy places the organism in Eukaryota, Fungi, Microsporidia, Ordosporidae. The record is from RefSeq and is a predicted model, not a curated record. Gene Ontology annotation, molecular function: TFIIIC-class transcription factor complex binding. Gene Ontology annotation, biological process: RNA polymerase III preinitiation complex assembly. Gene Ontology annotation, cellular component: transcription factor TFIIIB complex.